Lasiosphaeria miniovina is the source of this 1113-nucleotide messenger RNA. RefSeq lists its product as uncharacterized. The transcript is spliced from 7 exons. NCBI's taxonomy places the organism in Eukaryota, Fungi, Ascomycota, Sordariomycetes, Sordariales, Lasiosphaeriaceae. The coding region runs from base 1 to 1113 and encodes 370 amino acids. Gene Ontology annotation, molecular function: nucleic acid binding. The record is from RefSeq and is a predicted model, not a curated record.
AUGCCUUCGCUCGCGAUCUUUCUGACCUCUAGUUCUACAGGAAACACACCUUCAUCGAGCAUUUCGAGCCACCUUCACGAUAUUUCGUUGAGCCAUCUUCACCUCACCUACCUCGUCGAUCCUACACCAUUCUCCCCCGGCCUCAUAUUAUACUCUGGCCUCGUCAUCCCCCUCUUCUCCCGCCUCGAUCACCAUUUUACAGAAAUGUCUUCUUUCUCGUUGCCAAUCAGUGAGAUGCAGGAGGAGCACGAGGACACCAUGCCCGACCAGUGGGACCCGCGCCCGCUCUUCACCGGGGUGGUGCGGACGGACGGGUUCCGCCGCAUUGGCGAGGACCGCGUGGUCCGGAACACGGACCGGGAGACGGCGACGGCGUUUGCGGAGUUGGCGGCGCUGGUCCGCAGCGACGACGAGCUGUGGGUGUUCGCCGACGGCAGCAUGCGGGACGUCCCACAAAUGCCGCUGCUGCCCCAGCGCGGGGGGUACGCGGUGGUGUACCCGCACCAGACGGAGAAGGCGGCGUGGAGCGCGUCGUCGUGGCACCUGCCCGUGUACAACCCGGGGCAGCCCGAGUUCUUUGGGGUCUGCGAGGCCCUCAACACGGCCGUGGAGCUGCGCCUGGGCGUGCACGGCGCCACGCGCUGGUCGGCAGACCUGCACCGCCCGCUGCGCGUCACCAUCUUCACCGACUGCCUGGCGGUGCUGGAUCGUCUGGUCGCGGGGCUCUCCGGUCUGUUGUGGGACGAGUGCUGGGGCGUCAACGCCGAGGACGAGUGCUCGCGCGACUACGCCGCGAGGCGCAUCAACGCCACGAUGGCCGUGCCGUGCCUGGUCAAGGCCAUCGACCUGUUCUGCGAGCUGGAGCACCAGCUCAACUGCACCGUCGAGUUCCGCUUCAUCCCGGGCCACGGCCACUGGGUCUGGCCCCACCGCACCGCCGACGACAUGGCCGGCGCUGCCUCACUCCAUGGGCAGAGCAAGCUGGACAUCACCAGCAACAAUAUCCUGCCCUACUAUCGGCCCGUCGGCGAGGAGCUGCUCGAGCAGUGCGAGGAGAUCGCCCGCCGCCACCCAGACCUCGACGACGAGGGCCAGCGGUGGUCGUGGAAGUAG